Messenger RNA from Ilex paraguariensis (yerba mate), 411 nucleotides. The record is from the annotation of a GenBank genome assembly. Lineage: Eukaryota; Viridiplantae; Streptophyta; Magnoliopsida; Aquifoliales; Aquifoliaceae.
AUGACAGGCCCUUACAGCACCUAUGAAGACAGCCUGAAUUCCCUCUUUUCGGCUAUGUCAUCGGUUAAUGCUCCCCACAACAACGGAUUCUUUUACGACACGGCGGGCACUGACCUUCCUGAUAUAGCCUACGGCCUGUUCCUCUGUCGCGGUGAUGUUACCACAAACGAUUGUCAAGAAUGUGUGGAGACUGCUACUAGGGAAAUUCUACGGCGGUGCAACAACCAGAAAGACGCCAUAGUUUGGUAUUACAAUUGCUUCUUACGAUACUCAAACCAAUCUAUCGUCUCAAAUCUGGAUCAAUCACCUGUUUUUAUUAUGUCUAAUACUGCAAAUAUCACAGAAGUAGACAGGUUUAGGCAGGUGUAUCGAGAGAUGAUGGAUGACAUAGCCACGCNUUAUGAUGUAUAA